UUCUGACAUUCAGUUUGGAGUUCAGGAGAUUGUCUUGACCAGGACCACACCCCUAAAUGCAUUGAAGCAACUGCCAUGUGAUUGGUUGAUUAGAUAAUUGCAUUAAUGAGAAAUUGAAAACUGAGCCAGUUUCAUGAUACCCGAAAACCCAAGUUGAGCCCAAGAUAGUUAGCUAACUAACAAUCACAUUUGUGGACAACUUUCUCUUGGGACAGUUUUUUCUUUUGUAAAUGUUAUACAAAUACAAUACAACAGUAAAGUUUAUAGGCUAGUGGCUUGUGUUUUGCUUGUUUUGUGUUUGUAGUUAUUGCACGCAGUACGUAUAACUCUUCCAAACGUAUUCAGGUAUACAUACCUGGGAGUGAGUUACAUUUGUCAUACCUGUGUUUUUCUUUGGAGUAUGUAUGACUGCAGAGUUAUUUUCUCUCCCCCAGACCACAAUAUGUAAAUAAUGAAAGCAUCACAUUUGGAAUCUGUUAUGCUUAUACAUUUCAAAUAAUAUCUGUUCUUGUGCUUGUGCUGUUGGUCAGGCACAGUUUGGUAUUAUGCUGUAAAUGAAGAAGUGGGAGUGCGACUGUAAAGGGAGUCAUUAGACCCACAUUGAAUGCUUUACUUCCACCAUCAGCAAUAGUCUGUGGGUAUGUGUGUGUGUGUGUGUGUGUGUGUGUGUGUGUGUGUGUGUGUCCCUUCAACAAGCAGAACCCAGUGGGGAAGCACAGCAGAAUGAUGGGCCUCCUAAGACCACUUAAAAGCAAACACCCACAUUCACACUGACACACACUUACUUGCACACACAGCGGCCUAAUUAGAGCUGACAGCAGAGUAGAGAGAGCUUAUGAAAAGAGGGCGAGGAAUAGGGGGAAAAAAGGAUGGUGCAAAGACGCCAGAGAAAGCAGAGGUGGAGCAGAGAGAGUGAUUAGAAAGCAAAUGCUUUCUUAAAGUUUUGAAGUGAAGUGUUGGCAGAAUGGGGACCUGCUUCUUCAUUCCCUUCCCUCCUGUAAAAUUGAUUAAGCAGCGUAGCCUUAGGACGUGGCUACCCUGUGAGUGACAAGUUGUCACCACAGCGACCUGUCAGGUCUAGCAAUACAGAUCCCUUUAGGCUAACAGUGGCUACGUCCACUUCUUUUAUACAGUCUAUGGUAGAACAGUAGAAAUACAGCAUGCAUGUUGCCUCCUAAUCCACCAUGAAUGUAUGCUUGCAUGUAUGUGAUUAGUCAAUGCAUCGCCAUGCUGGGUGAUGCUACAUUGUGUUGCAUCAAAAGUUGAUUUAGGUUCAACUUGUUUCUUGGACGGUCCUGGAGCACUCUGUGUUGGCACACCUGCUUUGCUGGCGGACUGUCCAGGAUUACAAGGAUUAACUGUCAGUGACCGAAAUGGUGUCAGUAGUACUGGUAAAAUUAUUUGUUAGCUCUAAGUUCCGUGCAACCAGCAGCACACUACUCUGUAUUUUUCUCUGCCUCCCCCCAGCAUCUGCCCUUUCACAGGCUCCUUUUAGAUAAGACCCGCCCUUUGGAUGUCUGACAACUUAUCAAAAUCACAUGACAACCAGUACAGUGACAACUGCAUGAAUGACUUGCAAAAGAACAUUGUAAUGGAUCUACUGUUGCACCUUCAACCAACACCUAUGAAAUGUUGUUUGUACGUGGUUAAUUUGGUUAAGUACUUCAGUCAUUUUAUGCGCAUCAUCACUUAGCAAAUAGUUAGUAUUUUGGGAUAAUGGGAACAACUUUUUUGAGUACAAGACUACUUAUUCUGCAUCAUGCAUCAUAUAAACUUAAUUCAGGGGUCACUUUUUUGUGAAAUGUCAAAGCCAGUAUGGGUUUAUAGGGCAAUGUCAUAUUGCUGUUACUUAUUGUUCUGUUAGUAUAGCAGUGCCUUUAUUUCCCUGUUUCUAUGUCAGAUGACUACAUGGAUGUGCUAGUGUAGAUACCACAUACAGAAAUUACUUAGAGCAUACACCAAACUUACCCAUCUGAACUACAAUAACCUUUACCAAAAUGCAACUGAGUUCAAGCUUCUGGUGAAUUAUUAACAAAGGAGAACUGCCAACGUUCUGGCAGUAAAGUAUGAUUGUUUCUGUCCAUAUAAGGCAAUGGAACCCUGAAUAGGUUUUACAAGAACACAGACACAAACAGCCUGAAUGGACUUGGAGGCUACUAAACUAAAAUGAGAAAAAAGAGGGUAUGGAAUUGGAUUUUGAUAAAGACAAACAUGCUUUUGUACCGCUUAACAGAAAAAAAACUGUUUCUGUGCAGCAACGGGAAAUGCAGUAGCAAAGCAAAGUGAGUUGGUUAUUUUAGCUGUACACCUCGUAUAACUGCAUAGAAAUCAUUUUUUUCUUGGCAGCAGCAACACACCUACUACCGCCACACACAAAACUGGGUCCGCCCACCAAAUGCUUCCUGUAUAUGAUAAAAUCAGUCUAUAAUUUGACACACUAACAGGCAUUGAAAAUGAAAGACACUCUCAUUUCUUGCAGCUGCUUAACACAGGACCACAGACACAAAGACUGAGCUGAUACCAAUGACAUAAUCAUGGGGAGCCAAUGCUCUGCACUCUGGAGGGGUAAAAUAGAGGAAAAGGAACCUGACCAAAAGAUAGACGAGGUGUCCACCACAGGGAAAAGUCGAGAAAAGUCUCCUCUCCUCCAAAGAAAGCUAUCUCUGCAGGAGGAGGGGGGAAACGUAGAGGAGACACCAGUGGAUGAGAUUUUAAGGAGUGUGUGCCUCUCUGAACAACAUGAUUCUGCUUCAGCCAUCACAGAGAAGAAAGACGCUGACUGGGUGGACAACAACAGGGCUAAGCUCAUUCAGAGCGUUACUUCAGUGAUGCCAAUAGCAGAUGAGAUGGUUGAGCAGAAAAUAAUCCAUAAUGAGAUGUACGCCAACAUUAUGGCUGCCAGCACCAGCCAGGAAAAGAUGAGGGCGCUCUAUACAGCCCUCACAUCUACCAAAGCCAAAUGUGCCUUCUACAGAAUCCUCCAGGACAUUCAGCCAGAGAUAAGUGAAACAGAAGAUGUUGUCAAAGAAGUCCGCGCAAAGCACAAAAAACAUCUGAUGGACAGGUUUAAAUAUGAGUUUGAAGGCACUGACAAAGAUCAUAAGGAUUUGAAAUCAUUGGACAAAAUUUACACAGAGCUUCACAUUAUCCAGGGGGAAAGUGAACGUGUCAAUAAAGAGCAUGAGAUCUGGGAGAUUGAAGACAGGACGAGGAGUGAAACAGCUGAGGGCGCCAAAAUCAACUGCAAUGACAUCUUCAAAAGUACCCCAGAAAAUAGCAUGUCAUCUGGGCAAGACAGAAGAGAAGUGAGAGCUAUAAGGACUGUGAUGACAAAGGGAAUCGCUGGCAUUGGAAAAACUGUCUCUGUGAAGAAGUUCAUCCUUGACUGGGCAUAUGAUAGAGCCAAUCAGGACUUGGACUUCAUCUUUGUGCUGCCAUUCAGGGAGCUAAAUCUGGUUAUAGGUGAUCAGUUAAGCCUUGAGACACUUGUAAAAAAAUUCCACCCGGAACUUAAAAACAUAGCAGUUGCAAGAAUAUUUGAUAACUGCAAAGUUUUGUUCAUUUUUGAUGGUCUUGAUGAAAGCCAACUUCAACUGGAUUUCAAAUGCACAUUGCUGACAGAUGCGACUGAGAAAUCAUCAGUGGACAUUAUUGUGACCAACCUCAUCCGGAAACAUCUUCUUCGCUCCCCUUUUGUCUGGAUAACCUCAAGACCAGGAGCAGUUCACCGCAUCCCUCGCAACCUUAUAUACCAGUGGACUGAGGUCAGAGGAUUUAAUGAUGAACAAAAAAUACAGUACUUCAGGAAGAGAGUUGAGAAUGAGGCAGUUGCUGACAGAAUUAUUCACAACAUUAAGAUGUCCCGGAGCUUAUACAUUAUGUGUCACAUACCUAUCUUCUGUUGGAUGGCGGCAAAGGUUCUUGCACAUUUGCUGCAAAAAAAGGACAAAACUCAAGAUGAAAACAUAAUGAUACCCACAACUCUUACUGAGAUGUACACACACUUCUUGUGCAUUCAAAUGCAGGUAGCGACUGAAAAGUAUGAGAAACUGAAUGGAUCAGAUACAGAGGAGAUCUUCAAGUCAAAUGAAGAAUUCAUUUUUAAAUUAGGCAGGAUGGCAUUUGAACAACUGAAAGAAAGCAACAUCAUAUUUACUGCCAAUGAUCUAAAAAACUAUGGUAUUGACUUGCGCCAAGCUGGAGUUUACUGUGGGUUGUGCACAGAGAUAUUCAAAGAAGAGAGUGCGUUGUACACAAAGAAACUCUACUGCUUUGUGCAUUUGACAGUCCAGGAGUAUUUUGCUGCUCUCUUUGUGUACCGCAGUUUUGCAAGUAAAAAAAUAGAUUCUCUGAGCCUCAAGGACUUCCUGCUAAAGGGGUCUGAGGAAGAACUCAAGUCUAAAUUGGAUGCAGAUCCAGUUGAUUUACCUUUGGAUGAGCUGAUUGAAAUUUCAAUAGCUAAUUCAACUCUGAGAAAGACAGGAGAACUGGACAUGUUCCUCAGGUUCCUUACUGGCAUGUCUCUACAAUCAACACAAGAACUGCUUCAAGGCCUGAUUCAGCAGACAGAGGAACACUCUGCAGUUGUUAAGGAAAUUAGGAUUAGUCUAAUAGAAAUUGAUUUAGGGGACUGUUCACCUGAAAGAUGUCUGAACCUUGUUCACUGCCUGAUUGAGCUGAAAGACAGUUCCCUACAUGAUACUGUGCAGCAGUAUCUGAAACAAAAUCACAGCCCAGAAAAACAGCUCACCCCUGUUCAGUGCUCAGCUCUGGCCGACUCCAUUCUAAUGUCAAAUACGCCUCUAGAUGAAUUCAACCUGAAGAAAUACAGACCGUCAGCAAAAGGUGUAUUUAGGCUUGUCCCAGCUGUGAGGAACAGCAGAAAAGCAACAAUCUCAGGGGUGUCUCUCGAUGUGUGGCUUUGUGAAACAAUCUCCUCAGCUCUUCGAAUGCCAAACUCAGUGCUCACUGAACUGCACCUGAUAAAUAAUAUUUUUUAUGACAAAGGUACAAAGAUCUUGACGGAUGGACUGAACUCUCAGUGUAAACUAGAAGCUCUGAGUCUCUCAGGUAAGGGACCCUCACAACCAGAGUGUGAAAGAUUGGCAUCAGCUAUCAUAUCAGUCAUCUCAAAUCUAAGAGAACUGGAGCUGAGUGGCAACAUACUGGAAGACUCCAUAUGCUCUGUGGUUUCUGCUGGGCUUGGCAGCCCUAAACUGGAGAAGCUCAGACUUAACCGAAAUCCUGGGACUGCAGAAAUAUGUAAGGAGUUGGUGACAGCCCUCACAUCCAAACCAAGUUACCUGCGAGAGUUGCAACUGAGUUACACCAAUUUGAAAGACUCCGAAAUGGAGAUCCUCUGUACAGGGCUGAUGAGCACAAACUGUACACUGGAAAUAUUGAGUGUCAGUCACAACAGACUCACGGACAAAAGUUGUAAGAUGGUGUCCUCAGCACUUGGCUCCAAACCUUCACCCCUGACUGUGCUGGACCUGAGCUACAAUGUCUUGCAUGACUCAGGAGUGAGGGCGCUCUGUGAUGCACUGAUGAAUCCACACUGUGGUUUAAAAACAUUAAGGCUGUCCUUCUGUAAAGUGACAGGAGAAGGAUGUGCUGCCCUGGCCUCGGCUCUGAGGUCUGACCACUGCAGCCUCUGGGAGCUGGACCUGAGCUUUAAUCACCUGGGUGAUCAAGGAGUCAAGCUUCUGACUGAAAUACAGAAGGAUUCACGCUACAGUCUGGAGAAACUUAAUGUGGACCAAAAUGAUGAAUGCUGGUUUGACUUGAAGCUUCUGAGACAAUAUGCCUGUGAUCUGACGCUGGACCCCAACACAGCAGAUGUGGAACUAAUUUUGACAGAUGACAACAAAAGGGCAACAUUUGUUCAUGAGAAGCAACCAUAUCCUUAUAAUCCAGACAGAUUUGACUGCUUUCAAGUACUGUGUAAAGAAAGUCUGACCAGUCGCCAUUACUGGGAGGUUGAAAUUGAAUCAGUUGAUGUUGGAGUGGCAUAUAAAAGUAUCAACAGGGUGGGAGACUGUUCAUCUGAAUUUUCUCUGGGAAAAAAUGAAAAGUCUUGGUGCUGGUUUCAUGAGGGGCACUUUUAUCAUAACAAUUCUUGUCUGGAGUUAAUUGACUGUGCUACAUCCAGUAGUACGCUUGGAGUGUAUCUGGACUGGCCAGCAGGUAUUUUGUCCUUUUUUCGGGUCUUUCCUGAUACACUGAGCCACCUGUACACCGUCUGUACAACUUUUACUGAGCCCCUCCAUCCUGGUUUCGCUGUGGAUUUUGGAUCAGUUUACCUUUGUAAAAUAAAGUAACCAAAAAUCUAAAACCAAAAGAGCUGAUCCCUGCUGGUUACAUGCAAAAACUGUGCAUGUCAAAUAGUAAUAAUAAUUAUGAAAAAAUAGUACAGUGGCACAUUUAGGCAAAUAUGAAAUCAAUUCUUAUCUCCUAAAAUCUAAUAUUUUUAAUUGCACCUUUGAUAUCUGGUUGAAUCCCUGUGGAUAUAUGCACAGGCAAACCUAUAAGUACAGUAUGUGAGUGUGUGUGUGUUUUAAGGUAAAAAGCACACACUGAUGAAUGUACAAUGAAGUCACGUGUGUUUGUGUGUGGGGUGUGUGUGUGUGCGCGCGUGUAUGUUCUUGGAUUGAUUUAGAAUAAAUACCUUGUAAGCAUUACACUUAGUUCUGAAGGCUGCUAUGUUCACAAAGGCAUCUCUGUGUGAGUAUGUAUGUAUGACUUUCUAUUCUGAAAAAUGAAAGUGAAAUAUUUUGUCUAAUUUGAAGCCUAAUAAAAACAGUUUAACAUUA
This is a messenger RNA of Micropterus salmoides (largemouth bass), 6812 nucleotides long. Its product is annotated as NLR family CARD domain-containing protein 3-like. Gene Ontology annotation, biological process: innate immune response; regulation of apoptotic process; inflammatory response. The record is from RefSeq and is a predicted model, not a curated record. The coding region runs from base 2535 to 6320 and encodes 1261 amino acids. Gene Ontology annotation, molecular function: protein binding. Lineage: Eukaryota; Metazoa; Chordata; Actinopteri; Centrarchiformes; Centrarchidae. The transcript is spliced from 12 exons.